Messenger RNA from Notothenia coriiceps (black rockcod), 2794 nucleotides. It is a transcript of the gene bsdc1, whose product is annotated as BSD domain containing 1. Bases 39 to 1340 code for a protein of 433 amino acids. Gene Ontology annotation, cellular component: cytoplasm. The record is from RefSeq and is a predicted model, not a curated record. The transcript is spliced from 11 exons. Lineage: Eukaryota; Metazoa; Chordata; Actinopteri; Perciformes; Nototheniidae.
UAGGGUUCAGUAAAUACUGAUGAUGUCAUCAUCUGAAGAUGGCUGAAGGAGAAGGCUGGUGGGGAGGCUGGCUUCAGCAGAGCUUCCAGGCCGUAAAAGAAAAGUCAACUGAGGCUUUAGAAUUCAUUAAGCGAGACCUGACUGAGUUCUCCACUGUGGUGCAACAUGACACAACCUGCUCAUUUGUGGCUACAGCCACUGCUGUCCGAAACAAGCUUGCGGUGGAAGGUUCCUCUGAGACUUCAGAAAAGGUGAAGAAGAGCCUCUCUAGUUUCUUAGGGGUGAUAACAGACACGCUUGCUCCACCACCGGAUAAAACCAUUGAUUGUGAUGUAAUCACAUUGAUGGCAACUCCAUCUGGAACUACAGAGGUCUACGACAGUUGUAAGGCGCGUCUCUACAGUUUGCAAGCUGACCCCGCUACAUACUGCAAUGAACCUGAUGGUCCCCCAGAGCAGUUUGACAACUGGCUGUGCAGCUUCAGUUUGGAGGAUAAGAAAGGAGAGAUCUCCGAGCAUCUGGUCAGCAGUCCCUCAAUACGAGCGCUUUACACCAAAAUGGUGCCAGCGGCUGUAGCCCAUUCAGAAUUCUGGCAGAGGUAUUUCUACAGAGUCUUCCAGUUGGACCAGGAGGAGGCAAGGAGAGUGGCCUUGAAGCAGAGGGCGGAGCAGAGCACACACACAGAGAGCCUGGGCUGGGAGGAGGAGGAAGAGGACGACUUCCUCGGCGCCACAUCAUCAUCUCAUCUCGACUUCACCCCACCUCUGGACCACAGCUUCACUCAUCUGCCCGCCACCUCCACACCUCCCACAGGAUCAUUUUUGCUGAGCCCCGUUAUGUCUCCCAGCGAGGAGCGUGACACCACCCUCUCGGUCAGCAGCGACAGCGUCAGCCUGCCGACCCAGGUGGAGGUGCGGCCAGAGCCCGUUGCCGCGGAGCUGUCAGAGAAACUAACAGAAGCUAGCUUAGAAGACGCUACGGACAAGACACAAGAAGAGCAGAGGCCCGGAAAGAGUGACUUACCUCCUGAGGCUCCAGUGGAGGCUGUUACUCAGCCAGAGGUCCGUGUUGAUGAGGCGUCAGUCCCGGCUCCUGCCCCCCCCCCUAAACCAGAAGCAGCAAAGGAAGAAGGGCCACAGGACCUGAGAGUCUUCGAGCUCAACUCUGACAGUGGGAAAUCUACGCCCUCUAACAACGGCAAGAAAGGGUCCAGCACGGACGUGAGUGAGGACUGGGAGAAAGACUUCGACCUGGACAUGACUGAAGAAGAAGUGCAAAUGGCGCUCUCUAAAAUAGAAGCUUCUGGAGAGGUGGAUGAAGACUGGGAGAACUGGGAAUGAAAGCCACAGCAACACGAACUCUGUCCCGCCAUUAAAGCUAGUUCUCGGCAGAUGAACCAUGCUAACGUGUUUUAACUCUUUGUCCACACUGUCACCAUGUCAUGAUUGUCAGUAGGGGAUUUUCUGGCGGGUUUGGACUAUUAGGUAAACCCGUUAAAAAGAGCAACGGGAAAGACCAAGGCAAUAAGAAUUACAACGCUCUGUCAGCUGUCCUGUUAGUGCAGAAAGCUAGCGUGGGUAAUGACUCAGGUCUUGGCUAAUUUCUUUGAUUAACUUCUGUCUUAGAAACACAUGACACUAGUCACUACCUGUUUGAAACCCUAAUGACGGUGACAGGUCAGAAAGGAAUCACCGCAGCAGGGGAAGGAGCUAUCUCCCCUUUUUUCUCUUUAUGCCAUAAAUAAAUCCAGUAUGUCGCGAGUGCAUUGCAAGUUGAGCAAUGCCUCUAAACGGCUGUAAAAUCACCAUAAACGAUAAAGCUGCUUGUCUCCCCUAAGAUGAAUGAUGAUGAUCGAUUCACCCCGUGUCCCUUUCUUUCUUUCUCAUCUUUAUUAUGCAAGUGCGUAAUCAAAAUAGAAAGAAAAAAUAUUUUGGCCUUCAUUCAUAGAGCACUUUGAAUUCUCUGGAAGAACUCCCAAAUCUAAAUAUAUGGCCUUGUAAACCCACACAUUAGUGUGAUACGUUAUCCAAAUAUGUUUCUUUGUUGCAAGUCAGUCACCUGAAACCCAACCAGCUAAUGUGUCAUCAUGAGUUCUUUCCUGUCAGUCAUAUCUUGUUAUUCAUUUGAAUUGAUAAGCUUGUUGCAGCCUGUAAUUCUGUCACUUUAUGAGUUGUGUGUUAUUUGGGUAGAGGGAAUCAUUAAUGACUUGUUAAAGAGAUAUUUGACUUAAAGAAGAGACUUCAAACUAAUGUUAUGAAACCGGAUGUUCUGGCUUGAAAUGGAGGGUAGCAUCUGUUGUUAUUUACUCGUAUAGGAUCAUAUGACAAAUCAUUGAAUUUAAGUGUUUCUCUGGAGCUAAGUGGCUCAGCAGGAAGUGUGCCAACGCGAGACGUGAGCACGCUCCAUGCUUUCCGGAGUUCCUUUCCCAUCAUCUGUAAUGUAAUCGAGAAGAAUAAUCCUAGAGAUUUAAUAUUUAUACUAAAAAAAUAAAUGCUUAACUAUUGUAUAAUGUGCUUUGGAUAGCAUGUCUGUGCAAUAACAUGCAAAACAUUGUGCAGAUAGUUACCGUUGAGUUGUAUUUCUUUUCUUUUUGGUAAAGACAUUGGCUGUUAUUCAGGUCUUUGUGUUCUGACAAUGUGUUGCAUGUCUCUUCUGUGUAUGUCCUUCAGAUUUACUCUUGAAACAAAUGAAAGUGGUUCUACACACAUCUGUUUUCAAAGCUGUCAAGUUCUUUCUUAUUUUGAGUCACUAUAUUUUCUCUAAUGAUCGUUGUCAUUAAAGGAUUCAUGGCUAA